AACCACAACACAUUCAAUGCCAAUCUGCUUGCAAAUAAGAAGGUAGGCAACUCUUAUGGGAAUCCAGAAUCCUGGUUCCAGUACGCGGCUGUGCGGUACAAGGGUCCGCACGGCCAAAAUACAGCCCGGGAGCGUCAGAUUGCUUUGCCGCUUUCUUUGGGGCUGCGAUGCUAUCGACUACUUUUCUUACAUUUCGCUCUGGGCCUUCUUUCCUUCAUUCGUUCGUUCGUUCAUUACCAUUUCAAGGCAUUGGUUCGUAUAUAUAUACUCUCCAGUUUCCAAUUGAGAAGGGAAUACUUCUUCUGCGCAGGUCGCAGUCCUCCCACUCUAGACUCGAAACUCCAAGUAAGCACCGCAACAACACGAUUGCUUCACCAUGACAGCGCCCCUCGAUUCCGCCUACGAGUCCUCGGACGAAGAAGCGCCUCUUCUUUCCUCUCCGCCGGAAAGUCCUACGCUGACAUCGUUCCCGCGCCCUUCUCGACCGUCUCAUGUCCGAAAGACCUCCUACAUUCCGCAGAUCCACCGAGCACACUCCCCGCGCGCCAUCACCGGUAUCCUGUUCUUGAUUCUCUUUAUAUUGGCGUUUGGGGGCUAUCUUAUGGCCGUGCCGGGGAUUAGGAUUAUGGAGGAUAUUGUUUGCCAUAAGGUGUUGGGGAUUGAGGGGGAGAUUGAUGAGAGUUUGUGUAAGGGGGAGGAGGUGCAGAAUGAGUUGAGUAUUGUGGCUGCGGGGUUGCAUGUUAUUGGGGCUAUUCCUAGUUUGGUGACGACGAUUCCGUAUGGGUUGUUGGCUGAUAGAAUUGGACGAAAGCCGGUAUUUAUACUAGGUUUGACAGGUAUUAUCCUGAGUGCUAUAUGGCAAAUGUGCGUCAUGUGGUUCUGGAAAACCCUUCCACUUCGUCUAGUCUGGCUCGGACCAAUCUUCAUUCUGAUCGGGGGUGGAGAAACGGUCGCUGCUAUGGUAUUCUAUGCCAUUGCAUGUGAUAUAACUCCCGAAGCGAACAGAGCGAAUGUCUUCCUGCUAGGAGCCAGUGCUGGCAUGGUAGCUGAGGUUAUUGCUCCUUCCGUAUCAGCAUGGCUUAUGAAGUCCUCAAACUGGAUAUCGAUGAUCAUAGGAGUGUCCAUCCUAACCUUCGGAACCCUCCUCAUCUUCCUAAUUCCGGAGACACUUCACAUGCGACCCAGAGCCUCCAAUCCAUCACACCUAACCCCUUCACCAUCAAAUCCCGACCUCCAAUCCGACUCCCCUGAUAGCAAGAAAACAUCAAUAAUGACCGCUAUCAAAACCGAAUUCGCCACAAGUCUAAGAUCACUAAGUUCCUCCCUCCAAAUCCUAUCCUCAACUCCAAUCAUCAUCCUCCUAUGUACAUUCACCGUCCAACCCUUCACCCGCCAAUCAGUCGACCUCUCCCUCCGCUACGUAAGCACACGCUUCCACAUUCCCCUCCGCCUCUCUUCCCUCCUCCUCUCCCUCCGCGCAGGCGUCAAUAUCCUCCUCCUGCUCGCCAUCCUGCCUUUGCUAUCCUACGUCCUUACGAAACGAUUCUCCUUCACUUCCCCGCGGAAAGAUCUCUUCCUCGCCCGCCUCUCAAUCCUGUUCCUUACCUUCGGCAUCCUUAUUAUUGCCGCUAGUCCAACUCUCCCGUUGACCAUCAUCGGAAUGAGUAUCUUUACCCUUGGCACGGGCUAUAUCGCCCUAAUAAGGAGCUUAAUCACGACAUUGGUUCAUCAGCAGCAUAUCGCGCAAUUGUACGCACAAGUUGCUGUUGUAGAAACCGUCGGCGCGUUAGUUUCCGGCCCAAGUUUAGCAAAGCUAUAUAUGGUAGGCUUAAAGAUGAAAGGCCCCUGGGUCGGAUUACCGUUUUUCGGAGUCGGUGUUAUUUGUUUGCUGGGCGCAGUGGGAGUUUGGGCUGCGGGAUGCGUUAUGGGACGCAGGGGCUGGGAGAAGGAUAGAGGGGAGGGAGAGAGUGGUGAGGAGAGUGAGGAUGCGGUGUUGUUGGGGGUGGAGGGCGAGGUUGAUGUUCCUGAUGCUGGGGCGAUUAAUAUUGUUUGAUUAUUAUGAGAUGGGUAGAUUUUGGGAGCUUGGUUUUAUUUGUUGGCUGGGGGUUAGAGGGGCAUAUAUAUACCCGGCGUUCAAGGGGUGGAAGGCUGUGUAAGUGGGAUAUUUAGAAUAUAGGUAUAUACGGUAACGUAUGAAGAAGACGAGAAGAAAGAAAGCC
Mollisia scopiformis is the source of this 2219-nucleotide messenger RNA. RefSeq names its product MFS general substrate transporter. Gene Ontology annotation, molecular function: transmembrane transporter activity. NCBI's taxonomy places the organism in Eukaryota, Fungi, Ascomycota, Leotiomycetes, Helotiales, Mollisiaceae. The transcript is spliced from 4 exons. Gene Ontology annotation, cellular component: membrane. The record is from RefSeq and is a predicted model, not a curated record. The coding region runs from base 377 to 2053 and encodes 558 amino acids. Gene Ontology annotation, biological process: transmembrane transport.